AUGGCGCACCUGUGGCAAUCCUCUCACUCUGAGCUCAUGACAGCAAAACCGACAGGGCCCCAGGCCGGCUCAACUAGAUCUUCUGCUGAUAUUUCAAAUUCAGCCCCACCUAAAGACAACAGCGAGUGUAGCAAUUCGAUGAUGUCAAACAUGGCCAAUCUUUCGCUAUCUUCAAGUUGCACAUCCUUUUUAUCGGAGGAAGACGAGCCAAACAAUGAGAGUGGCGUUGAGGCCAAGCAUGUUCCGCUCGUCGAAAAGCUUGUCAACUUGAUGGCAAUACUUCCGGGCUCCAUGAUAGCUUCAAUGCUUCCCGUGGUCAAUCGCUUUUCAUUGCGAACGGUCAACAUUGUAUCUCUUCUUAACAACCCGAUGCUUCGCCAUCGGUUCUUAUUUAGCGUGGAUCUGGUCUUUAAGCCACUGGACACUUCAGAGGACGGUUCUGAUGAAUCCUUCUAUUGGGAAAAGGUCCGGAACGAAAUUGAAUGGCUGUUAAUUUGGCAAGCAAAUGGAGUAAAACCUCCGGAGCUAUAUGAAGAGUAUCACAACAUUCCGCUCAUUUACAUCCCGUUGUUUUUGAACGAGAUGCGGGAAAUCUUGUCUGGAAUUUCUUUUCAGAACCAAGAAAAAUUCCCUGCAUACGAGUUGAUAGAGUCGGAAAAGAUCAUCGGCCUUUUGGAAUACGGACUUCCCAUUCCGUUUUACUCCUUCCUGCCGGCUUUGAUAUCUAAUUUCUACUCUUCUUUCAGGCUUUUGUGUAAAAAGAAUGUUCCAAUUGUUGCUGGGCUUCCCGUUUAUGAGCUGCUCGAUCACAUGCUCAAAAUGGCAUACCAAAUGCCGGAUUCUUCUGACGAGUAUGUUUAUUAUUUAAGAGCCUUCAUGGAGAUCGUCGAAACACUAAAGUUAGAGUCUGUAAACGUCCAUUUGCGAAUACAUCGAAGCGUUUUGAUUGACAUCAUCUCAAAGUAUGAGUAUGAGUGCAUCUCAGGCUCUGCCACACCCAAGCUAUUUACCAUUCUCAAGAACACGCUGAGCGAAAUAAGAAAUGCAAGGGUCGACGAAAUAUUUUACGAAAUGGUGUGGAAAAUCACAAUCUUUCACAUUUCUUUUGCGGACAUUCCAGAAACAUUCCAAGAAGACUUGCUGCUGUUCAAAAAUGCCGAACGCUCUCUAGAUCUAAUUUUACGGAUUUUCAUUUUCCUUCAUUGCCUGAAGGAAAGGACCGCCGUUUUGAACGAUGAAUUCGUCAAGUUUGUUACGACCCCCAAUGGCUUCUUUACAAAGCUACUGACGUCCUCGCUGAGCGAGCAAAAAAGAAACUUUCGAGCUCGCUGCUUUUCCUCGCAAAGGUUCGAGGAUGCCUUGUAUUUGUCUGUUCUUGGGGUUUUGAAAGAAUAUCCGAUCGGAAGCUUUUCGCUCACAGAGCAGGAUAUAAAGGCUGCAAUCUGCAUUUCCCUCACAUACUUUAGUCCCAUCCACCAGUCGAGGCUGUUUGCAAUUAGCAAGCUCAGACUAAAGCCGAUAUUUAUUUCUUUUUUAAGGGGCAAUGACCUUGCGUGUACUAGGAAUGGCCAAAUAACGCAAAGUCUCGAACCGAUCAUCGUCGCUAGCUUUUCUCAACUUAAAGCCGUGGUAACGUACAACUUUAAAACCUUUCACGAAUACUACUCGAGGCUCGUUGAAGAAAUUAAACUCGAUGAAUAA
Mitosporidium daphniae is the source of this 1701-nucleotide messenger RNA. RefSeq lists its product as uncharacterized. The record is from RefSeq and is a predicted model, not a curated record. Lineage: Eukaryota; Fungi; Microsporidia. The coding region runs from base 1 to 1701 and encodes 566 amino acids. The transcript has a single exon.